AUGAAGGCGAACGAGUCUCCUCGUGGUAUGAGUAGCCCUUGCUCCACAAGUGGGAUAGCUUCUCCAAAUGGAUCCCCUGAUACUAAACUCACGGCUUUUUCGCCGGAGGAUGUCCGAUCCAAAGGCCGCCCUGGGUCCAGAGCCCAUGGUCCAGUAAGCGACGCAGGGCUCCGGAAACUGGCCGCAUCCGAUCCAUUCCUGGUGCCGACAAGUACAUCCAGAGUGCAACUUUCACCGACUGCAGCGGCUUUUACGCCGGUUGGGAUGGCAGAUACUGUGACUAAUGGCAACCUGGCCCAGUCCAUGACCCGUGCCCUCUCCAGUGCUAGCUAUCUGGCUGUUGACUCUAUUGCCGAAGUAAAUGGAACAUGCAGCGGGCUUGUAAACCCCUUUGACCAGGGUUCAUUGAACUACGGGACCAUUGGAAGUGCUCGAGGGUUUAGGAGCCUAUCGUCCGGUCCAGUCCUCGAGAAAUUUGAUUCUGAGCGGCGCAGUCGUGCUCUUGUUAUUGAGAAUGUCCCGACUAACCUUACAUACAUGGCGCUGGCUGGGUUUUUUAACCGGCGUGAAUUUGGUACUCUUAAAGGCCCUGUACUCACGGAGCUUAGCUCCAUGGGAAAGGUAUAUGUUUCUUUCACUGAUAGCCGUGAAGCAAAAAAGGCGAUUGAGAAAAUCCGACUUCUUCGACCUGAAUGGCGCGUGUUCCCUCUUACAGCCAAGGAAUAUGUACAGCAUACAGAGCCGUCCCUUCUGUCCGAUGUUUCUGAUUAUGAAGGCCAAUUACUUGUGACUGUCUAUUAUGAUUCCCGAAACCCUACCUUGAAUCAGCACACGGUUACCCGCUCAAUCGAAACGAUCGUCACAACUUUCGGUGACAUGAAAGCCUUCACUCCCUUGCCCACUGGCCAAGAGGACAUUAGCGAGUUCCAUCUCGAGUUCUUUAAUACCCGGGAUGCGGAAAAUGUCAUGACUACACUCAACGGAAGCUCGGUCGAGGAGUGUAUUCUUGAGGUUUCGUCUUUCAAGCCGGAUAUUGAGGAUAAGCCACGCCAUCCCCUUCCUAGUCCGUCUCCUGCAAGAGAUGGGUUAUUCCGAUAUGAAACACCGUGCCCCAAGAAUGCCGCUUGGACCCCGAGCCGUCCGAACCGCUCCCUUUUUAUGGAGCUCAGCCCUACCGGGCGCUCGACAGUACCUCCUGGUGAGCACGCUGGUCUCAUGGAUUGGAUGUCUAGGGCAGGUGAAGGAGUCUUGCUUUCUCCCCGUCGUGACAUUAGCCGUUUCCCUGAAUUGCGCGUAAGUAAUCAGAACGCGGUAGACAUCGAACGGAUUCGCCUCGGUCUUGAUGUCCGGACUACGAUAAUGCUCCGUAAUAUUCCGAAUAAAAUAGAUCAGACUAUGCUCAAGGCUAUUGUUGAUGAAACAAGCCGUGGAAAGUACGACUUUAUGUACUUACGUAUUGACUUUGCGAAUAACUGCAACGUCGGGUAUGCCUUCAUAAAUUUUGAGGAUCCGAUUGAUAUUAUCGAUUUUGUAAAUGUGCGAGCUGGGCGCACCUGGCAAGAAUCCCUAGUACCUAGUAGGAAGGCCACGGUGUUAACGAGGUCCUACAGGAAUUGCUUUAAUAGCGACAAAGUUGCCGAGGUAUCAUACGCCACAAUCCAAGGAAAGGAUUGUCUAGUACAAAAAUUUCGGAACAGCUCCGUCAUGCUCGAGCAUCCGUCCUUUCGUCCAAAGAUUUUUCAUACCGGCAGUGGACAUCUUGCUGGCACUGAGGAUCGCUUCCCAGGACCAGAUAACCCAUCAAAAAUGCGUCGCAGUAUCGAGAAUGCUGAGCAUGUCGGUUUGUUUGCUCCCCGAGUCGGUCAGCAAUAUCGGGAUGAGCAGCGUCGCCGUCGCUCGCAAUUUGACCGCGGAACAACUGCUGCAGAAAGAGAAAUCGUGUAUGUUCGGACGCUCACCCCAAAGCAUUCUUCUGGUGUUGGCAGCGGUCUAAGGAGUGCCCCUUGCACCUACCCUGCCAUGAAAAUGUGGUACGAUCCGACUAUGGACCGUGGUCCUAGGACCUCUUGA
Molecule: messenger RNA, 2070 nt
Organism: Aspergillus nomiae NRRL 13137
Lineage: Eukaryota; Fungi; Ascomycota; Eurotiomycetes; Eurotiales; Aspergillaceae
Product: putative meiosis protein MEI2
Exons: 13
Coding region: 1-2070 (689 amino acids)
Molecular function (GO): RNA binding
Source: RefSeq, a predicted model, not a curated record